Triplophysa rosa is the source of this 7479-nucleotide messenger RNA. RefSeq names its product contactin associated protein 1 (gene cntnap1). The transcript is spliced from 24 exons. Lineage: Eukaryota; Metazoa; Chordata; Actinopteri; Cypriniformes; Nemacheilidae. Bases 341 to 4270 code for a protein of 1309 amino acids. The record is from RefSeq and is a predicted model, not a curated record.
UAACCCAAACCGUGCAACUCCACUUAUCCUCUGUAACAUUUCACACGGUGCUAACGUAUUUAUAAAAAUACAGAUUACCAAAACGUUAAAUUUUGAGGAUUUUGGUUUAAUGAAAGGAUGCGCGCUCCCGCCAAAGCGCAGCAUCAGCACCACUCUCCCUUGCGCGCGCCCGCCUCUCGGGAGCAAGUGCAUCGCCAUCCCGGCCGAGAGAGUUGGAGCCGCGCGUGUUAAAGUUGGCUAAAAGACGGCUAAACGAUGUUGUACUGUCCGGUGACGCGGAGAGGAUAACGUUUCAUUCAUCUAAGCGGGUGGCCGAGAGCCACUCCGUCUACCGGAGAGGAUGGAUAUCAAAAUUCUUGGCCCAUGCCUUUUACUCUUUCUCGCCUUUCAGCAUUGCUCGGCACGCCCAUGCUUAGAUCCGCUGGUGUCUCCGCUCUAUGCCUCCGCUUUCCAUGCGUCAUCCAGAUAUAACUUUCUUUACUCUGCACACUUUGCUAAACUGUACGGGAGCAGUGGCUGGUCUCCUUCCCCUCGUGACAGACAGCCAUGGAUGCAGAUAGACUUCUGGACAAAGUAUCGUAUCGUGGCGAUCGCUACUCAGGGUACCUUCAACUCUUAUGACUGGAUGACCAAAUACAUGCUGCUGUAUGGCGACAGACCCGACACAUGGACGCCGUAUGUUAUGAAAGGAGGCAACAUGACGUUGCCUGGCAACUGGAAUUACUACCAGGUAAAGAGGAACGUCUUUCAUUAUGCGUUCACUGCCAAACAUCUGCGUAUCUAUCCCAUGGGAUGGAAUACUGAAAAUGGAGGCAAGAUUGGCCUUCGACUGGAAGUCUAUGGCUGCCCUUACGACUCAUAUGUGAUGCAUUUUGAGGGGAAUGAUAUGGUGGCGUACUCGUUCCCGCGGGGCCGGAUGAGAACACUUCAGGACCAUUAUGCUUUCAACUUUAAGACCCUGGAGAAGGACGGCGUUCUCCUGCAUAGUGAAGGGCUGCAGGGAGACUCCAUCACCCUAGAGCUGAAGACUGGACAGCUGUACUUACACAUCAGCCUGGGGAGCAGCACAGUCCAUAACUCCAAUGGCAUGACCACAAUGAGACUGGGAAACCUUUUGGACACUCAACACUGGCACUAUGUCACCAUCAAGCGCUACGGUCGCGAGGUGAAUUUCACCCUGGACAGCGAGACUGAGACUGCAAUACUCAAUGGAGAGUACCAAUACCUGGAUCUGGACAAACAGAUUUAUGUUGGUGGGGUGAUUGAGAAAGAUUUGCCUCACCUCCCUGGUAAGGUAAACUUUCGUGGGUGCAUGGAGAAUGUCUUCAUCAAUGGAAUCAAUAUCAUCAAAAUGACUCAGUACGAGGAGCCUGAAAUCCGACUGGCUCCUAAAAAGAAAACGAUGCAUUUUAACUGCCGGGACCUCCUCUGGAAGCCCAUGACCUUUGCGGGGCCCAACAACUACCUGCAGCUCCCCGGGUUCUUUCGGAAGAACCGUUUGGCGGUGAAGUUUAAGUUCCGCUCCUGGGACUACACAGGCCUGCUGAUGUUCACCAGGUUUGCUGAUGAUUUAGGCUCUUUGGAGCUGGGGCUCAGUGAAGGACAGGUCAACGUCACUAUCAUGCAGCCUGGAAACAAAAGAUUACGCUUUGCUGCAGGGUAUCGUCUGAAUGACGGCUUCUGGCAUUCAGUGGACCUGGCUGCCAAAGACAACUUACUGUCCAUCACAAUAGAUGAAGAUGAGAGUUCACCGCUGAAGAUCACCAACCCUUUUAUGGUCCGUACAGGAGACCGUUACUUCUUCGGGGGUUGUCCUAAGACCAAUAACACGGUUCGCUGUGUCACAAAGCUGUCUCGCUUCCACGGCUGCAUGCAGCAGAUCUUUAUAGAUGAUGAGCCUGUGGAUGUAGAUGUCAUGCUGCAGAGAAAAUGGGGCAGAUAUGCUGAAGUCCUAAUGGGCACCUGUGGAAUUACAGAUAGGUGCUCUCCAAAUCCAUGUGAACAUGAAGGCAGAUGUAUUCAGUCCUGGAAUGACUUUCUGUGUGUAUGUAACAACACAGGCUAUAAGGGAGAGGUUUGUCAUAACUCGGUGUACAGAGAGUCAUGUGAGGCUUACAGACUGAAUGGGAAAUACUGGUCAGGAAACUACACCAUAGAUCCAGAUCUGAGUGGACCACUGAAGCCUUUCACAGUCUACUGCAACAUGAUGCAAAAAUCAUGGACUGUUAUCGAGCACAACCGCAUGAAGAGCACCAAGGUGAGCGGCUCCACUGUGGAUCGACCGUAUAUAGGAGACCUCCAUUAUGUAAAUGCAUCAUGGGCUGAAGUCACUGCCUUAGCAAACACCUCGCUCUACUGCGAACAGUGGAUUGAGUUCUUGUGCUACAAGUCCCGCCUACUCAAUACUCCACGUGAAAGGCCGUACACUUACUGGAUUGGUCGAAAUAACGAGAGUCAUGAAUAUUGGGGCGGGGCUUUCCCUGAGAGUGGAAAAUGUGGAUGUGCUGUCAAUCAAACCUGCACUGACUCCAAAUACUGGUGCAACUGUGAUGCUGACUACCGCCAAUGGCAUUCAGAUAAAGGAUAUCUGUCAUUUCGAGACCAUCUGCCCAUCAGGAGGAUUAUCAUAGGUGACACAAACCGAACUGGUUCAGAGGCCCGAUAUAGUGUGGGAGCACUGUACUGCCAUGGAGACAGGAGUAUCUGGAACACCAUAGCAAUCACCCAGCCUCAAUAUCUGACGUUCCCCACCUUCAAACCCGGCACCAGUGCCGACAUAACGUUUCACUUCAGGACCUACCGCACCAACGGAGUCUUUGUGGAAAACUCAGACGACCACCUCCGCAAUUUCAUACGAAUAGAACUUAACUCCACAACCGAGGUGGUUUUCAUUUUCAUGGUGGGUGAUGGGAUUCGAAACGUGACCCUGCGCUCUCCCAAACCUCUCAACGAUAAUGAAUGGCACUACGUGGAGGCUGAAAUCAAUGUGAAAAUGGCACGUCUCAAAGUGGAUUUCCAUCCUCCGGCCAUACACAAGUUUCCAGGCCAGACCUACGUCACCAUGAAGUUCACACAACCUCUGCUUGUUGGUGCGGCCAAUCACACCUUGCGGCCCUUCUUGGGAUGUUUACGGGGGUUGCGGAUGAACGGGGUGCCUGUGGAUCUGGAGGGGAAGGUUGAUGAGGGGAUAGGAAUACGAAGGAACUGCACUGGAGCUUGUCUGAACGCUUCCAUACCGUGUCGAAACGGAGGCCAGUGUAUUGAUGGGUAUGCGGCAUACACCUGCGACUGCAAUAACACGGCCUUUGAUGGCUAUUACUGUCAUUUAGAUAUCGGGGCAUUCUUUGACGUUGGGGCGUGGCUACGCUACGACAUCCGUAAAGAGCCGAUUUCGUUCGAUGCGUGGUGGGCACAUUACUGGAUCGAGCCACACUGGCACCACUUCAUGCUCGGCUACAACACGACAACCGACGACAUAGAGUUCAGCUUCAGCACAACACAGGCCCCAGCUGUGCUGCUGUAUAUCAGCUCAUUCGGCAAUGAUUACAUCGCUGUGCUGCUCAAGAAAGACGGUACACUAUCAUUGAGAUACCGUCUCGGCAUAAUAAACUAUAAAUUUAAAUUGACUGACAGAAACAUGGCUGACGGCUUUCCUCAUUUUGUCAACAUCACCCGACACAACUACACUGUAUGGACACAGGUGGAUUAUAUGGAUCCAUGGAUUGAGAGGUUAAUACCAGGAGAGAUCCCCAGAUUUGACUCACCGAAAUCCAUAUUUUUGGGCAGAGUCAUGGAGGUGGGAGGUGUAGACUAUGAGAUUCAGAGGCACAACAGUCCUGGUUUCAUGGGCUGUAUAUCAGGGGUCCGAUACAACAUCUUUGCCCCGCUGAGGGCUUAUUUCCGACCCAAUGUGACGAACCCACCCGUCACCACUCAAGGCUAUGUAGUGGAGUCUAAUUGUGGGGCGUUUCCUCCAGUUUUAGGAUACGUCCCCUGGGAGGAUGACCCAUGGUUCACCGGGCUGUUCUUUUAUUAUAUUCAUGAUGAUGUGACCCCGCCCUGGAUGACAUUAAUCGUGACCGUGUCUCUGAUGCUACUCUUCCUGAUCCUGUAUGGCCUCUACAUCUACCUGUACAGGUAUAAAGGCAGUUAUCACACUAAUGAGCCCAAACAGCUGGAGUCCCCCAGCUCCUCCCGGCCCCUCACUGACACCUUGCGCAAGGACAGAAAGAACCUGCCCGAGAUACAAGAGGAAAGUCCAAAUGAAUAACAUACAACAAACUACAGAGAUAUCUCGAAGUGAGGGGUGGUGAUAACUGAGGACUGAGUUACAAAUGUGUUUUUUAUUUAUGGUUUGCCUUUAUGGUAAUGUAUAUAUUUCUUUUCUCUCCCUUGUUUUUUACAGUGUAUCUGAUAUCUGGUGCUUUUUGGCAGGGUUCAAACAGGACAGGCUAGAGAUCAUUGACCAUUCAAUCUAUAAGCACUGGCAGUGUGUGCGUGGGCCAACUGAAGUGCCUCUGUAACAUAGGAAGCUUUGAGAAGAUCAAAAAGUUGUCAUUUCGGCUCAUAAAUGUGUACUGGCAGAAUAAGCCCUUAAGUGUAGAUCAAGUUAAUGCGAGAGAAUCUAAACAAAAUGCACAAAAACCUUCACUUUUGAACUUUUGAAGAAAACAUCACUUCAUGAACACUAAGUAUGAAGGCAAUUGCUUAGAAACAGCUAAUACUACUAAGUGUUCUUGUAUUGUACUGUACACAGCGCUUACACAAGUUGAAAGGUCAGUUUGCAUCAAAUGGCCUUGGCUUCUUUAGCAAACAUGCUUGUGACAAACAUCAGAUAUCAUUUGUGAGGACAUUUUUGUCAAAAUGACACACAUUGUGUCUCAGGGCUGGUUACGGUCAUCAUGAUUCAAUCCACCUCACCUCACCACUGCUACAGCAACACACACCAGCCUUUCCAAGCCAUUGUCUGUCUGUGCAUUCUCAAUACAUUUCAGCACUAAAGGACGAGGAAUCUUCUGAAGAAAAUCUGUUUAUACUUUAGAAAGCGUACACAAGUUGAGACAAAGACACGCUUUAUUGUGUUUGAGCAUGUCCAGUGGAAAUGAUGUUACAGACGAGAAUGAUGAAGUCUAAUCUGUCUAUGUGUUUUUAAGAGCAUACCUUCUGCAGGCCAAAGUAAAAUGAUUUUGUAAUAUUAGUAUACAAUGAAAACGUAUGUUAUGUACUAUCUACGUCACAUCCAGAUCUGUUAUUUAAGAAAAGGUUCUGCAGACUGCACUUCUUUAAUAGCGAGCCAUCUGACACGUAAAGACGACAGCAGGUAUAGAAGCAAUCUGUUGGUUUGUAGCAUUCAGAAAAUGCAUCGGGUUCUUUAAUGUAACUAUCUAGCGUGUAUAGAUGGUUUAAGAUGACAAAAGUACAGACACAGUCCUCCAGCAUGCUCUUAAAACACAGACACAAGAAGGUUUCUUUAGGUUUCUCUGGUUAUUGACAUGAACACUGAGCAGUUCAGCACAAGCCUGGUUGUUGUGGUCAGUGGGCUUUACACAUCAGACAGGACAGAUUCUGUGGAUGUUGGACACCUAUGUAAAGUUUUUUUUUUUAUCAAAUCAAACCAUGCAUUUGCUGUAGGAAACAUCUACUGCUGCUGCUUGUUCUAGCUGCUUUUGAUGGCGGUCCUAUUCAGAGCUUAGAGCACCAGACGUAAAAUAGCCAUUUAAAUCACGAGCAAAUAAGAUAGGACGUAUUUAUAAUGUUUAGAAGCUAUGCAUUUUGCAUGACUACUGCACUUUUUCAUCCAAAUGCAAUAAGAAAAAGAAUCUGCUGCUUCCAGUGCCAGGCACAUGUUAUUUAGUCUGUUUCUUUAAAAGAACUUGAAGAGCUUUUAUCAAAGAGAUCGCAUAAUGUUCACUCACAGAUUCUACUGUUUAUGUUUAUAUAUAAAUAAAGUGUACUUCUCUUUGUAUCAUUAUAAUUUCUAUUGAAAACUAAAGGCAGGCAGGUGUGAGUAUUUUGAUCAGAUGUGAGAGAGUGACUUUAACUUCAUGACCUCUGCCAGGUUUAUAAAACCACUUCUUUUGUGUUGUCUUCUGUGUGAUUUUGUUUGAUCAAAUGUGGGCCUCAUUCUUGUACUUCUCUGUCCUCACAUCCCCUUUUUCAUGCCCUCCACACCAGUGGAAUAUAGACUUUCAAUUUGUUUCAUUUUGAAGUUAACCUUAAGUUUAAACAAUGAAAUGCUGUUGUAAUGUAACAUGUUCCACUCAAGCAGAACAUUAUGUCAAGAGUCUUCCCAUGCCUGACAUUUUCUUAUUUUUAAGUUUAUGAUCAAUUAUUUUGAUAGCACCAAACUAUGUUAAUCGAUAUUGUCAUGCAACUGGCAAGAUGAAGCAACAGACAGCAUAUUCUCAGUGAAUGUUAAUGGAAAUCAAUGGUUUGUGAAGAAGGUGGGCAGUCGCCAUAUUAGUGUAAUAAAAACAAGAAUGAACGUCUUGUUAGAGGCGGUGUUCAGCACUUGAGUGUAUGAUGUAUGUUUGUAUAAAUGAGGUAUUUUGUGUAGUUUCAGAUGCAGUCAAUUGGAACCGUGACCUCAUUGACAAUUUAACUGAAUGUUGGUGGAAACCACAUUGCUUAGCAUGUGGCAGUCCAUUUUUGUUUCUUUUUAGCAAAUGUAUCAAUUAAAUUCAUAUACAUUACACAAACAUCUGUAGUAAAAUAACGUUCCAUGUAUAUACUUAAUAUAUACGUAUAUAUUUAAUUCACUGUGAAAUAUUUUCUUUAUUCAUGGUUUCCAAAUGCACUACAUGUUUAGUCCUACAUGGAGGUGAUACCCGUUCAUCCUUUAUGACCACUGUGCCCUCGAGCACUUUAACACAGGUUGCUUCAGGUUAGUUUGCGUACUGCAGGAUUUUAAAGGCUUAUAAUUCUCUACUGUUUGAAAGUUUCAUGGGAUCCCUCAAAAGCUAUUUCAGUUUAGUGGAUAAGUUGAGCACGUAUUUUCUCUGUUCUUUAGUUUUGUUCUGGUUUUGUUUGUGUCAAACUCAUUGUAAAUGAUCAUGGCUGUAUAGAAUCAACACAAAUCCCCAAAUGACUUAAUAAAAGCCCCUGAAGGAAAGAAAUGUGCUGUGCUGUGCUGUGCUGUGUGACUCUUUCCGUUUGAUACAGGUGUGUGUAAAACAGAUGAGGUAAUAAUUGAAACUAUUACAUUCACAUUAACAAUAUAUGAAUAUUUGCUUAAAUGUUACUGUACUGUAAGUAAUUUACAGGAUUUCUAAUAAAAGAAAAUUUAGUCCCAGUGCACUCAGACUGCUCAGAUUUAUAAAAUCCCUCCUGCAUUAUUUUCUCGCUUUCAGCCUCAUAAGUUUAUUCUUCACCACCUAUUUAUACUAUUUCUUUGCAUAUGAAUUAACAAUAUGGAAUAUAAAAUAUCAAACUCGUGUUACAGGUUUUUUUUCAAUCGCUUUGGCUCAUUUCUCGAAUGAG